CCAGUCUUCUAUAUAUUUCCCUUCUCCUUCCCCUUCCAUUUCCCCCUUCUUCAUUCCAUUAUCACUACACUUUCCUCUUCUUCUCAACACUCUCCCAUUUCCGUAAUUAAUGGCCUCCGUCGCUACUGCUGGAUUCAUCGCCCCAUCUUCCUCUUCCUCUUCCUCUUCAUGUUUUCCCCAUACUAAUCGUCCAAACAAGAAUCGAACUUCCACUAAUCAAUUUAGAGUUUCUUCUUCUUUUUCUUCUUCCGUCGCCGAUCCUUAUCGAACUCUUCGGAUUCAACCCGGUUCCUCUGAAUCUGAAGUCAAAAAAGCCUUCCGACGUCUCGCUCUUAAGUAUCAUCCUGAUGUUUGUAAAGGGAGAAAUUGUGGCGUUCAGUUUGAACAAAUCAACGAAGCUUACGUUAUUGUGAUGAAUAACUUGAGAGGUAUAGCAACAUCAAUAGAGACAUAUGAAACAAAAUAUUCUGAAGGGACUGAUGAACCGAAGACAAAAUAUGGGGAACCAGAUUGGGACUCAUAUGAAGAAUGGAUGGGAUAUGAAGGAGCGUGGAUGGGUGAUUAUUCAUCUCAAUAUUAAUCCCGAAAUUUAAAAUCCAAAAACAAAAAAUUAGAAAUCAGUUAUGAUUUGUUCAUAGAAUUGGUCUUCAAUCUAUCAACAUCAUCAACAUCAUCAACAACCAACGGUUGUGAUGAUUUGGUUUGGCUUGUAUAUAUGGUGGGAAAAGAGGGGAAGUUGAAAAUUGGUAUUAAUUCAUUAAUGUGUGCACCCUUUUUUUUCGAGUGGUGGUGGUGUCGUUGUUGUACAUAUGGUCAAGAACAGAGGCUUUUGGGUCUUUUAAUGAUAUGAAAAGGCUUUGAAGGAAUGGCCUAGCAAAGUUGUGGUGGGACAUUUGUGUUUUUAUCAUUUUAACUCUUUAUUCUGGUUGUUUCCCCAAUCGAACGUGGUUCGUUUCUGUCCAAUAUUAUCCGUUUCUGAAUAAAAUUAAGAGGUGGGGAUAAGAAUGACCAAUUACCCUUGUUGAGUUCCA
Cucumis sativus (cucumber) is the source of this 1031-nucleotide messenger RNA. Its product is annotated as chaperone protein dnaJ 8, chloroplastic. The record is from RefSeq and is a predicted model, not a curated record. The transcript is spliced from 3 exons. Bases 110 to 580 code for a protein of 156 amino acids. NCBI's taxonomy places the organism in Eukaryota, Viridiplantae, Streptophyta, Magnoliopsida, Cucurbitales, Cucurbitaceae.